Molecule: messenger RNA, 5341 nt
Organism: Gasterosteus aculeatus aculeatus (three-spined stickleback)
Lineage: Eukaryota; Metazoa; Chordata; Actinopteri; Perciformes; Gasterosteidae
Cellular component (GO): actin cytoskeleton
Molecular function (GO): actin filament binding
Source: RefSeq, a predicted model, not a curated record
CUCUAAUGGAGUUUGUCAACUCUGUAUGGGAUUAUUUGUGUUUGUGUUUUUUUGGGACACGACUGUGUCGACCUGUUUGUGAGGUGUUCUCUUUGGUUUUUGUCAGAGUAAGAGUUAGUACGGGACUUUUCCGGAUGUAUAACAGUGUCGGGUUGAACUUUCCACAUUUAUACUAACAUUCCCAUUUGCCGAUUUUUCCUUGUUCAGCUGAAAAUGAUGUCCAAGGCGCCAAGGUGGCCUGGGAACAACACACCUGCACAGAAGUCGAGGGGGAGGGAACCAGCUGGAUCAUCAAUACCUGCAUCCAGUACAGCCAAACAGGCUGGCAGCCAGACGUCUAAACCCAGCGUCAGGUGUGGACGGAGCCACAGCCUCAGCAGCAGAGGCAGUGAUCCGGCUGCUAGCGCCAGUGGAUCUGGGGGCAGUUUGAAAAGAGGCAGCCUCGGCCAGCAGGGCAGCGGGCAAACGUCUCGCUCAGCCAGACCGGUUCUACGCCUCUGCAGCAGCCGGAGCUUCUCAUCCCUCCACACCUCGGCCCUCAGCGCUGCCCCGUUCAUGAGAAGCAGCCGCUCCCUCAACCGCCUCGACCAAAGAUCCACCGGAAGCGGCCGUGAAGCUCAAGUAAAAAACCAAACCAAAGAAAAGAUCAAAUUGAAUUCUGGUCAGUUAUCGGCCACCGAGGAGCCAAUCAAAGACAACAUAGACGAGUGUCAUGAUGAGAAAGCUGAGGAGUUGAAAACCAGGAGCCCUUGUGAGCCUUCAGAGUCUCCCUCCUCUUUGGUUUCCACCACAUCAUGUCACCAGCAUUGCAACAAAGAAAAGAAACAGACCAGAGAUGGAGUCCACACUUUCUGUGCGAUGACCUCCGAGAAGAAACACAACUGGGUCCAAGCUGUGUUGAAGAAUGUGCUGCCAGGUUUUACACCUGACGUCACAGGCUCUGUUUCACAGCAUCAGGACUCGCAGUCAGCUGAGGAUCUGGAGAAAGCAGAGGAAACACAUCAGCAGCAGCAAGAAGAGGAACUGCAGCGAGAGGAACUGCAGCGAGAGGAAGUUCGGCGUUCCCCCCCCAGUCCUCCACGGCAGGUCAAGGAGGGUGAGGAUGCCGCCUGGAGUCAGGGUUCGCUUCUCGAUGCAACCGCAGUGACCGGUGUGACAGAUCCACCAUCGUUUGUUGAUGGAGUUGGAAGUGACAGCAAAACCUUCACUGCAAUGCAAUCAAAUGUUCAGAGUUUUGAUGAACAUUCAGAUAUGCUGAGUAAAACUGAGCAGAGUUGGCAGCUUGAAAAGACCUCGACCCGCAGCUACGAGCAACAAGUUUGUGACCAACUUCCCUGUGAGCAGCAAACUGGACGACUUGUCAAAGAGCUGCAGGAUGAGCUACAACAGGAGAGAGCGAGGCAUUCAAUAGAAAGGGCUCAUCCAGAGAAUGAUCUUCCCUCAAACUCCAAUGCGGAACAAGCAUCGGCUUUCCAGAGACUGCAGAAGAUAAACCAUGACCUCCGCCUGGAGCUGGAGGCUAAAACCAGGAGCCAGGAGAAAGCCAGGGAAGCCGAACUACGGCAGCGGGUGGAUCUCUUAGCUCAACAGGCACAAUUGCUUGUCACGGGAGACGCCACUGCACUCGCACAGGCCCAUCUGGACCAGGAUCGCCAGCGUUUUCACGAGCAGCAGAUGGAGUGGGAGCGUUGCGUGGCCUCUCUGAAGACCCAGCUGAGUUCCAGCGACGAGAAGCGGAAGGAGGCCGAGCUGCGCUUCAAACAGCUGCAGCAGGAGCUGCAGAGUUACCACACUCUCCAGCAGGAGGCCGAGAGCCUGCACAAACAUCUUCAAGAGGUGACGACUGAGCUUCACUCCAACGAGGAAGCGCAGGCGCAAAAGGAGGCUCGCCUACAGAAGCACCUCACGCUUCUUCAAGAAAGUCAGGACCGAGAACGGAGGAGCUUGGCCUCGAGCCUGGCACAGGCGGAGCAACACUCGCGGGAACUGCAGGAGAGGCUGGACAGAGCGGAACGGCACGUGGAUGGUCUGAACAAGACUCCGACCUGGACCAGGGACAUCGAGGAGGCUCAACAGCAGCUCCAAGAGGAGCUGGCCUGCACAGUGUCUGCCGUGCAGAAACUUCAGGAGGAAAAAGAGCAGCUCGAUCGCCACUGUCGAGAGCUGCAAAAGCAGUUGUGUGAGGCGGACGGGGAGGUGAGCCGGCUGCAAAGCCGCUUGAAAACAGAGGAGACAGACUACUACAACCUCGAGCACUCAUUCGAGAGGGUCAGCGAGGACUUGCAGUUGGCGUUAGGGAAGGUGCAGCAAAAUGAGUCUGAGACACAGGACAUGCGAGAAGGCUACGAGAGGCUCCUGGACAGGAAGGAGCAAGAGCUCAGCGAAGCUUUGCUCAAGAUGGAAAUCUUAGGUAAUAGCCUGGAGGAGACAGAAAUGAAGCUGAAUGAGGUAUUGAAAGGUGGAACCUGCAACCCUUCACAGCCAAAGCAUGAACAUCUAGAGCCUGCUCAGCAAAAUGAGAGACAGGCUGAUCGUUUAACUACAAGCAACAGCAGGCCGAGGGAAAUAAACAGCGUGAACGGCUCAAAUGCAGGAGAUGACCCGGAGCAGUUUCUGUCUGUGAUCCAGAUACUUGAAACCAAGCUUCAUAUAACAGAAGAGAAACUGAGGGAUAUCAUGGAAAGACUGCAGGAGCACCACGGUCACGUCGGCUGCCGGGACCCUCACCUUUGCUCCCAGCUCACGCAGAGCCGAGCCAGCGCUCAGCACCUCAGUCUGCUCCUUCACAGUCAGGCCAAGCGGAGCAAGCGCUUCGCCCAGGAGACGGAAAACCGCUGUGGGAUGCUGGCGGGCAGGUUUCGCUUCGCUCUGAACAUCCUACGAGCCUGCAGAGAGACGCUCCAGGGCACUCAGAUUAACAUCACGGACUUUGAAAAGCAGCUAAGCGCCGUCGCGUCUUGCCUCCGUCAGGGAGAGAGAGAUGCAGAGAAACAUCAGCAGGAAUCGCACAAUGCCAGCAAAGGAGAGGACAAGAUCCUCAAGGACGAGGCGCUAGCUGGCGCCGAGAGCGACGUCGGCGGAGAAGGGAAACCCGCUAGAGCGUUACCUUCAAACGAUGGCGCGGAAAGUGUUGGCGAGUGUUUAAUGAGGGAACUAGUUGUCGUGGAAAAAAUGGUGUCUGUCCUUCAGAGUCAUCGUGUCACUGAGCAACAGCCCUUGGAACCGAGAGAGGAUGAGGGGGAUUUGGCACACAAGUACAAAAGCAUAAUCUGGCAAAGAAUAGCUUUAAAAACAGUAAAAAGGAGCAAUUCCCGGAGAGCCGAAUGUGACAACGAGGGAUGUUUAGAGAGGGCCAUCAGCGGAGUCUGUGCUGAAGCGGAGCUCAUUCACGCCGCCUUAAAAUGUCCACAGCAAGCAAAUAAUCGAGAAGCGGAGCUUCGACUGGAGGUUCUGGCAGAUCCCCCGGAAUUGACUCCUUAUGAGGAGGAAGGGGAAAAUAACGAUUCAGAAGGAGCUGCUGAGCCAGUUGAAAGGGAUGAAGCUAAUGUCCAAAGGGUAGAGGCGGAGAAAUCGGAGUGGUUGAAGAGACUUAUAACCCGGCUGAAGAGAAGGGCUAAAUUCUUACAACAACUCUGCCAGGAGGAUUCCGAUGGCCACGCAGUCGAGUGCAGUACCGACGAUCACUGGGAAAACGCCUCAACGGCUGACUUAAAUUGGAUGCAGGAGCAGGCGAAGUUGAUUUAUCUGUGGGAGAGGCUGUAUUUGGAUUUAGAGCAGCAGCAAAGCGUGGUGUUACAGGGCAAACUGGAAGCCCUGUGCCAAGAGCAGGAUAACACAUUAAAGGAUGAGCUGGAGGCUUUUAAUCACACCGUAUGUCAGCUUCAGGAGGACAACGGUGUGUUGAGAGGAGAACUAGAGCGUGCACAGCAAAGGAUCACGUCUGGGGAGACUGGGAACCGGAGGCUCUCUGAAGAUUUACUGAAGAUCAACGACUAUCAUGAUGAACGGAUGAAAAAAAUGGAAACUGAGUUCCAAGAGAAGAUAAGGGAACUGCAACAGAUCCACGAGGAGGAGAUGAAACACAUGCAUGGUUAUUACACCUCCUCCCUACCAGAGCAGACUGUGAUGGAGAGAAAAACCAUGCCGACAAACGGGGCAGUAGCAUUGGGAGAGGCUUACCAGAAAGAUCUUGAAAGACAUGAGGCGUCCUGUUAUCAAGACGUUGCUGCUAUGGAGGAAAUGCAAAGGCAGAUGAUUUUAGAUCUACAGCAGCAGCAUCGGGCGGAGGUCGCUGCCCUUCUAGAGGAGAGAGACAAGCUGCUGCAGGAAGAGACGGCUGCCACCAUGGCCGCCAUCGUCGCGAUGAGGAGAGCUCAUAAACAGGAGCUGGAGAAAAGCCGACAGUCCCAGCGCACAAAGGACAGCGCUGACGUCACACAACUGCACAUUGAAUAUGAGAAGGACAUUCGGUCGAUGCAUAAGGAGCUCGAGGUGUUGUCGGUUCAACACUCUCAGAAAUGCCUGGAAAACUCUCAGCUGAGCCAGGAGCUGCACGAUGAGAGACAGUCCUUGAUGCAGUACCAAAAGGAAAUCCAGGAGCUGAAAAAUAAACAGAGAGAAACAGAUGAAAUGUCUCAGAUACAUUUCUUGCGAAAUGGGAAACAGUCCCACGUUUCCCCUAAAAUAAAGGACUUUUAUGAGAUGGAGGUGAUUCUGCGGGCGAGGGAGGCAGAAAUGCAGUUUCUCAGACAGGAAGCUCGUUCUCUCCAGGAAGAUUUAAAGCUUGCUCGAAUGGACAAAAUAUACGCCGAGAACAAGCUCAAGGCCCUCUACAACAGCCAGGAUGAAUCCCAUCAUGACGUCAACAAAUUCUUGGCCGAUGUCAAGUCGGCCACUUGGUCUCCAAGGGCCGACGCUCCAGGACAGACCGCCGAGGGCACUGUGACAAAAACAAAUAAUGCUGGUUUUCUGAAGAAAACAGUUAAAUCAACCCUCACACGUCAGAUAAGAGGAGUGAGAUCAAAGAGUUUAAAAGACGGCCUUUCUGUCCAAGAAAGAAUGAAGCUGUUUGAGUCAUUCUGAUCAAAACCAGAUGUGCAUCUGUGUUUCAGAGUAAAACUGCUGUUUGCUCGGUGCAGUUUGAACACACAAUAUAUCUCUGCCUAAUAUUUGUAACUGUUGUUGUUUCACAUGUGGGCUUGUUAUUUUAUUUGUUACUUUUUUACCGUGUAUAAUGUGGAUUUGUGGUUAUUUAUUGUUGAUAUGCUAUCUGCAAAAUAUGUUUCCUUGUGUGUGUGUGUGUGUAUGUUAGAUGAAUAAAGACAAAAGAGCGUUACCACUA